Messenger RNA from Mya arenaria, 2787 nucleotides. RefSeq names its product adhesion G-protein coupled receptor D1-like. Gene Ontology annotation, cellular component: membrane. NCBI's taxonomy places the organism in Eukaryota, Metazoa, Mollusca, Bivalvia, Myida, Myidae. The record is from RefSeq and is a predicted model, not a curated record. The transcript is spliced from 7 exons. Bases 199 to 525 code for a protein of 108 amino acids. Gene Ontology annotation, biological process: adenylate cyclase-activating G protein-coupled receptor signaling pathway; cell surface receptor signaling pathway. Gene Ontology annotation, molecular function: G protein-coupled receptor activity.
UUUUCAGGACUUCCCCUGGUCGUCGUUAUUAUUUCUGCUGCAUCAUCUAAACUGAAAGGUUAUGGAAAUGACAAAUUCUGCUGGCUUAGCAUUGAUUCGGGACUUUUCUGGGCUUUUGCUGGACCGGCAUUGACAAUAAUAUUUACGAACACCAUCAUCACGGUCGCAGUCAUCAAAAGGUUGUUUGGAACUUCCGCUAUGUCAAAACGAGGAGAUGCUGACAAGAUCAAGACUGGACUUCGGAGCGUGUGUGUCUUGUUGCCAGUGUUUGGGAUCACGUGGCUGUUCGGUGUGUUUGCUGUCAACAAGGAUACUGUCGUUUUCCAGUACCUCUUUGUCAUCUUCAACAGUCUACAGGGAGUUCUGAUCUUCGUAGUUCAGUGCAUCCUGGAUAGGAAAGUGCAGGAGGCGUUCAAAGCCAGGCGAGCCAGGUGGCUUGCACCAGAGGUGUCCAUCACUGCUACCGAAAUGAAAACGAAGUCCUCGGCUGUAACAAAAUCAAACGCCACCGAAUCAACUGCAUAACUGACGAAUGUCCAGUUUACAUGUAUAUACAUGUAUAUGCAUACUUUACCAUAUUUGUUUGAUAUUAAAAUAAUACUUCACAUAUUUGCAAUAGAUGUUCAGGAGUAUACACAUUCGGUGUUGCUUUUUGGUUUGGAAAUACACAUUUAUAUAUGAGCCUCAUUAUUAUAAUAUUUUAAUGGAAAAUACAACUACAUCGCGUAAAAGAUAACAAAUAUAAACACUUGUUUGUUCGAAUACAUUUUAAGGUUGAAUUUAAUUAGAUGGGAGAAAUAUCGUGUCAUUAAUGAACCUGAGUAAUCAUGUGUGUAUUUCUUAUUUAAACACACUUUAUAAGUAUUGAUUAUAAUGGAAUCUAUCGAUCAGUAAAUAUUUUGAAUUAUCAAUUACUUUUAAUUAUUUUUGUGUAAAAAUAAUAUUUUUGUAUGCCUUUUUGUUAUCAUUUGUUUUCUUAUUAAAGCUUAUCGUAUUUGUAGUUUUAAUCAUUGUUUUUGUAUGUCAUGUAUUACAUUUUGUGUCAGGAAAUAUGGAGGAUAUAUUUUUUAAUUUCAGUGUAAGAUUGCAAUAUAUAUUUUACGAGUGUUCAUAUAAAACAGCGCAUAAAGACAAUAUGCAUUAUUAUUUGAAUGAUGGUCAGUGUCAAAAAACAUCUGUGAAUUAAACACAUCAUUCAAGUAUGUUUGUUUAGUGGAAUUUAAUCACGUUUAUAUUCUGAACAGCGUCUGUAUCCUGAUCGUUUACACUAAGCUUCUAUAAGGCGAAGAAAUAGGGAGAAAAUUGUACACAAUGCUACGAUGUUGACAAUGUUUAGAGAUCAUAUAAAGAAUUUUUCGGUUUAUUGCUUAUUGUGUGAAAGGUGAUUUUUUUUCUUGAGAUUCGAUAUUUAUGUGAAAAACUAUCGAGCUAUCUAUUCUGACAGGAAAAUAUUUGAUAAAAGGAUACCAUUGAAAUGAUGAAUGGUGAGCUUGAUUUACUUCUGAAACGUGUUGUAUAAAAGCUGCACUCGCACUGAUUGACCGUUUUACAACGUUUUUAAUUUUGUUUGUCUUGGAAUGACUCAUUUUGGGCGUAAAUGCGUGGAAACAAGUAAGAUGAGACUGCUGACAAAACAUCAGAUCGCAGACAUUCUAUUUUAGUUUGAAAAUUGAUGUGUUUUUUACUAAAAGAGUUACUUACGCUUUAAGAAAUAUUAUUUUUUCUGCAGUUUUCCAAAUUAUUGGUAUCUGUUCUAUUGUGGGUUAUCAAUCAUGACCACAUUGAAGUCAUUAAUGCACAAAAUAACUGAUUCUAGGCAGUUUUUUUUAUAUUAAAUAUCAAAACUAUCAAUAUGUGAGAUGGUAGCUUUAAAUAUUUAUUUGUAAACUCAAGUUAUAAUUUUGACAUAACUAUUUUCCGGCGGAAAAGAGUUAAUUAUCAAUUCAAGAAAAAUGACACUUGAUAUAAAAAGUAGUCCUUUAAUGGCAGCCAAGGUCAAAUGAUUCUAUAAAACUCAAAUAAUAUAACAUAGUAAUACACAUAGACCCUAAUGUACUGUACUUUCAAUAGCAUUAUCAGUGCUUAAAUCGAAUUAAAGAUUGCAAAUAACGACAAAAAACAAUAGAUAAAAAAACAAUCCAUUUUCAGAAUGGAAAUACUACAUGUACAGCUCUUCUACCAAAUACCUCCAAAAUUAUCAUUUUGAUCUUAGUCAGAAAUUUAAAACCCCAAUUUCUGGACUUUUUACGGGUGAAAUUUGGCCAGUUUUAAAUUUGAUUUUUGUGUUUUGUAAAACUUCAUACAUUUCCGUCACAUAGGUUGCUUUGAGGGACAUUAUUAAAGUUGUUGUUUUUUUCUGACAAUUCGAUAUUUCACCAAAAGAGCAUAACAUAUGUUUUAUCAAGUUGUUUACUACUACAUGAAUGUCAAUAUAAUAAUGUAAGUAUGUUUAUAAGUCUUCUUUUUGUUUUAUUUUGAUGCUUGAAUAUUAAACUUUUGAUAUAUAUGUCAAUUUGAAGAUAGACGCUACAUUUGUUUUUUGUUAUACAACUUGAAUGAACAGGUAGUAAAGUUAAACAAUACUCUUAUAUCAAAAGGAGAAAGCCUAGCAUGUAAUUCAUAUUUUCAAAUUAUGUUCAAGUGUUUGCUUAUCUUAUAUAUGAAUUAUAUUUAGUAAUAUUUGUAUGUGUUUAUUCCAUGCAUGAUUAAAUAUUAUUGUCUAUGUUGUAUCCACUUGCUAAUUUAGUAAUACAUAUUAAAAUACAUUUUAGAUCUUUUUGAAGAGAA